This is a messenger RNA of Malassezia globosa CBS 7966, 1665 nucleotides long. RefSeq lists its product as uncharacterized. Gene Ontology annotation, cellular component: nucleus. Gene Ontology annotation, molecular function: RNA polymerase III core binding. The transcript has a single exon. Gene Ontology annotation, biological process: negative regulation of transcription by RNA polymerase III. The record is from RefSeq and is a predicted model, not a curated record. Bases 1 to 1665 code for a protein of 554 amino acids. NCBI's taxonomy places the organism in Eukaryota, Fungi, Basidiomycota, Malasseziomycetes, Malasseziales, Malasseziaceae.
AUGAAAUACCUAGAGUACCCUGAGCUCGAGGUGCUAUCACGCGCACUGACAUUUGAAAUGUCAGAAUGCAGGGUAUUUACGCGAAUCGAGGCCUAUUCCUGCAAGGCUGUGAACAAGGAAAAACGCCUGUUCAAGUCCCUUGAAUCAUCAUAUUUGUUGUCUGCAUCGACGUCUCCGCCUGCGUAUUUGGAUGAGGCUCUCGCGUCGCCCUUUGGACGGCUUGAUCAGCCGUCCGCACGCAAGACCCUCUUUCUUCUAAUAGCGACGCUGAAUGGCGCAUUUCCUGACCAUGAUUUCAGUGAAGUCAAUCCUGCAGACUUUGUGCGCGAAUCCAGUCCCACGGUUGUGCUGAACAGCCUGACAUCAACGCUCCUAAGCCUGCGCAACGGUGGAGGCUCGCCAUCAUCGCUUGGCGGAUCUUUGGACGAGUCGCCGUUGCUCAGCUCCUUGGCUCGUUCGCCACUUGCUUCUGAUCCGAGGCCAACAUCAGGCGGCGGUCUGGGCACGAGUGCGUCCAGCACGUCACCUUCAGCACGUCCCACAUUUGCAUCGCUGCCCUCGGUGAUUGACGAGAUCAUCCACACAGCAGACUGCGAAGUGUACACAUUCCACCCAGACAUGGACUCGGAUCCACAUGCUAGUGCAGAGCCUGAUGAAGAAGGUGGUGGCGACAUGUACGAAAUGGAUCCUUACGACGAAGGCUAUUCGGCUGAUCAGGACCAGGCUCUCGGCAGUCAUGGUGCGAGAUUUGCAGAAGGUGUCGGUCGCGACGGGGGCCUCAGUGGUGGGGAUCAUCGUGAUAGAGUGUUUUCCUUGAAUGUGCGGGACAGUUUCGGUGGCACAGAAAGAACAGCCUUGUCAAUGGCGCAUGAAUCGCGCAUGGACCUGGACACACACUUGGCAGCCGAUACACCCAUGUUUGACGAAGACAUGGACACAGGCACAGUGGCGUCUUCGUCAUCACUCACGACACCUACGACGUUUUUCAGUGGUGCUAGUGGGCUAGAAUCGCCCUCACUGACUGUAGACGAAGAUGACUUGGCGGGCGCGGGCGCCGGCCUCUUGUGGUCGACAUUUGCGUUUUUCUACAAUAAGCGCAUGAAGCGGAUCUUGUUUGUGAGUGUAUGGAGUCGAAAGAACUCGCCCCUGGGAACCACUCCUACCAUGUGGAGCAGUCCCUCCUUGGCACCUGCUCGGAUAACGACAGAGGACGUCCCAGCACUCGGCUCCAACACGCAGUCGCUGCACGACCGCUUGUCGGAAAGAUCCAAUGAGUCUCGCCCUGCUGUGUCAACACAAUCCUCAACAGCACGGCCGUUUCGAGCACGCCGAGCAGCUCCGUACUCAGUUGUCGAACGGCGUACUCCACACCAAUCACGCGGACGCUCGGCGUCGAGUAGUCCUGCGCCCAGUGCUCUGUCGCCAUUCCCGCAUGUACAAGUGCCACAUGCUGGCACCAAGACGCUUGUGCCCAAUGCUUCGGCCACAGGUGGCGCCGCUACACGUACUCCAAGGACUCGUUCGUCAUCGACAUACGCGUCUCUUGAUGCCGCCAUGUGCAGUGUGAGUGCGCCAGGACCUCGUGCGCUGGAGCCUCUUAGUGGACUUGCCUCGAGCAAGCAACAACAUCGACGAUCAGAUGGAGCAGCGCACCCGCCGAUGUGA